CCGCCAAGUCCUGCAAGGCACUCCUCAGGAACAGCGAUUUGAUUGGCUCUAGACUUUGGGCCAGAAGGGUCUCGAGGAGUGCGGCUAUCAAACCGAGGGCUCGAUGAACGGCCCUGAUCAGAAACAUGGGACGACAGCUCCCUGUGUUUUGGAGCCAAUUGUCUAGUUGACGUGACACCACCUGAGAAGACCGAGAAACCCAGCGACCCAGACGGCAGCCUGGAAAGGCAUCACAGGAUACCCGCUGCUGCUGCGUUGCGCGGUUGUGGAUGUAGUUCGAGUAUAAUAGAAUUGGACUUCGCACUGCCAUUUUCCUGUUCCAAACGUCAACGACCGCUGACGCUAUCGUCUGGUAAAGAAACCUACCUUGUGAGCAAAACCCAACUUCACAUCUGGACACACACCUGCAAACCAACCCUUGGUGCAGUUGAUGCAUCAACCCCCCCUGGUCCGCCUGUUUGCUUGAGAACUGCGGCGCGGUCGUGAUAUUUCCACUCCAUCCGCCCCGCAUUCAAGAAAAUUAAGGUGACGUCUGAAGGGGGCCAAGAAGCCGGGACCAGCACCCUGGAUUCUGAUCCCCUCAACCUGACGCUCCAGCUUGGGCCCCACCCGUGGCCGGCUGCUAAGAACACCAUCCUUCCUUUCUCUAUGCUCACCUUUCAACUCUUCACCUUUUCUUCUCUGGUGUGACCCGUGGACUGCAUCCUUCUCACAACCACUUCCUCACCUUCUCUUCUUCCCCCAACACUCCUUUUGAAGUUUUACUUCAGUCCACUCCUUACCAACUGUUCGCCAUCUCUGGUCUCUCGACUUCUUCGACUUUUGUGCCCUGCUCGAUUUGGCGACUUUCCACUCCUUCUCAAACCAAAACAUCAACACCUCUCUUGACGGCGGCGCUGUCGUUUGGUGUUAGGGCGACCUCGGAAUCCUGUGGCUACUGCGGUACUCGUGAACCCUGGUUGUGGACGACGACAAGUAUCGUCACGCAUUCUUUUCUCGUCACUCCUUCCACUAGCAGUCUCCUCGACGGACCGGUGCGGCAAGUCAAGACGUCAUCUCGAUCCAGCUCAGCGGACCGACGACUGUCUCACAACAACGAACGAUCCCAUCGACAUCCUUGAAGGAUCAAGCAACGACAGCAGUGCUGCCCUCAACCUGGCUCUGGGUACAUAACUCCCCAUCUCAGACCCAUCCCCUUACGACCAAUCCAUCAUUCAGACCCGAACUAUCAUCACUCUAGACACGCCGAUUUCACAAAUAUGAAGUCCUCAGCGAUGCUCGCCGCCUGCGGCGCUAUUCUGGCUGCUGCCAGCCCCAUCCUCCAGGAGCGUCGCCUUAUUGUUCACAGUAAGGUCGUCAUUGAAUGGGUUACCGUCACUGUCACCGAAGGCGAGCAGCCCACUCCGGCUGUGUUCAGCGUGGCUCGUCGCCCCGCUCAGCGCACCACUACUACUACCAUCGCGACCACCACGUCUGCCGCCCCCCCCCCGCCGCCUCCUCCCCCUCCGGCUCCCAGCACGAGCGCUGCUCCUGAGCCGGUUGUUGUUGUUGAGCCUGCUCCGGAGCCUGAGCCUGCUGCACAGGCCCCUCCCGUUGUGGAAGCCCCUGCCCCCGUGGUUGAGUCCCCGGCCCCCGUCGUCGAGGCUCCUGCUCCCGUCGUUGAAGCCCCCGCCCCUGCCGUGUCUACUCAAGCCCCCGCUUCGGCCCCAUCUCCGGCCCCAGCUCCAGUGAAGGUCGAGGCCUCCAGUGACUAUCAGAAGGCUGUUCUUGAGAGCCACAAUGUGCACCGUUUUAACCACUCCGCUGGUGCUCUCGAGUGGGGACAGCAGUAUGCCGACUCUGCCAAGGUUCUUGCCCAACGUUGCAAAUUUGAGCACGACACGAGCAUCAACGGUGGUGGCUACGGCCAAAAUCUUGCCAUGUGGGCCGCAUCUGCUAAUGUUGACAAAGUCGACCCAGCUGCUGCUGCUGCUCGCGCCAUCUCUAACGGCUGGUACAAUGACGAGCUUGAGCUUUUCCCUGCCAGCGAAUAUGGCCGUGCCAACCCUAGCGCCCAGGCUCAAGCCACCUUCUCCAAGUGGGGGCACUUCACCCAGCUUGUCUGGAAGGACUCCAAACAGGUUGGCUGCUUCACCGCUCGCUGCCCUGUCGGCACGCUUGUCUCCAACAUGGAGUCUCUGUACACUGUCUGCAAUUAUUUCCCUGUUGGAAACAUGGGCGGAGCUUACGGCAAGAAUGUGCUGCCUCCCCUUGGCCAGCCUAUCUCCAUCGCCGCUUAA
Messenger RNA from Podospora bellae-mahoneyi, 2279 nucleotides. RefSeq lists its product as uncharacterized. NCBI's taxonomy places the organism in Eukaryota, Fungi, Ascomycota, Sordariomycetes, Sordariales, Podosporaceae. The transcript has 4 exons. Bases 1260 to 2279 code for a protein of 339 amino acids. The record is from RefSeq and is a predicted model, not a curated record. Gene Ontology annotation, cellular component: extracellular region.